GAAUAAAAUCCAGAGGAAAAUGUGAGGACCGCUACGCAGGCGAAACGCAGACUUAUAAAGCAAAGACCGCCGGUCUGGUAUUGCGGGUUUCCUGUGGUAUCCCACAUUCCUGGAGAGACUGGCAGCUAACCAACGCUAUCCAAACAAGAUGGCGGCAGAUAAACGUUGUCUUUAUCAUCUUGCACCAACACAAACUCCUUCUCCACUCCACAGAAAACCUCUGGUUCAAGGGCGUUUAGAGACCGAGUUGAGCCCCCUUCGUGGAACAAGUCAUGAGUCUCACGAUGUGUCAAAACGAUACAGCCCUGCUGAACAAUGGCCAAUUACAGGAUCUCCACAAAGAAUGAGUACCAUAACAGACCAGGGAAGAAGCCAUGAUAAUACGCCAGUGAGGAAUGGAGAAACAGAACAGGAAAUCCCAAGAAUCAAUCCUCCAUCCCAGUACAUAGAACCAGGUCACCAUAUCCCAGCUCUAUCACCAAAAGCAGUAGAACCAUCAUCGUCAUUGUCAUUAUCAGAAAAUGAUGACAGCAAUAGCUCAAUAAAAGAUCAAACAUCUUAUCAAACUGGGGAAGCCAAAGUGACAGAGGUUCCUGUGGAAACUAGUAUUAGCAAAUCUCCCGUUAAAGUGGUCUGUCAUUCUCCCAGGAGGUCGAAAACUAGAAUUGAUGAUAGUGAAGUCGUUAGAGGAUUUGCUGCUGAAGCGUCUAGGGUAGAGGUGCCUGGUGUUACUAAAGUGGUGAUAGAAGAUGGCAAGGCUCAAAGAAAACAAUUUGGAGCACCUGAAGGAAACCUUAGUGAAGAUAGUCUUGAGUAUAUCCGUCUGAUAGAAGGCAGUCCAGUAGAUCCUAAUAGUACAGCUGUCAAAGUCGCAUUAGAUGAGAAUGACAAAGAAAAUGCAGACCAGUCCUCCCUUCACAGCCAUCACCAAUAUAACAGCUUUAUGGGAGAUAUAGAUAAUGUUCAGGGAGGCCCUCUAUCAGCUGGUCUAAACCAAUCAAAUGUUCGACAGCAGCUCUUUGAUUACUCAGCUGUAUCAGCUGAUUCCUCCAUUGCUGUAGAGGACAAACCAAACAAGAAGAAAAAGAAAAAGAGAGCGAGUCGUGUCAUUCCCUCACGAUACAUGGAGAAUAAGAAGGCUACACCUGUGGCAGCUAAGCCACCAGUAAAGAAAAGCUCUUCUCUACAGACCAAUCGAAAAGUUUCCUUUGCACCAAAGCCCUCAAAAGCAUCAUCAUCGCUACAUGACUCCACUCAGCUGAAUACAACGGCACCUUACCAAAACACCCACAGUAUCAAAGGAUCCAGUAAGGUCAUGACCUCAACUCCUGCCUUUGGAUCCAUGGGUGUACUGCCUGGCCAUCCAGGGGGAGGCAUGCAAGAACCAACACCUAUCUUACCACCCAAGAGUAAAACAGCCGAGCAUGUUGAGAAAGCCAUUGAAGAAUCAGGUCCUCAUUAUACAAAGGGAUUAUCAUCAAAACAGAUCUCUGAAUGUCUGGACAAAAAUCGGGAAAAGUCUAAGAAGGCUAUGAAAAUCAAAGCUCCCUUGUUACCACAUCAUCAUAUUGACCAAAUGACCAAACAGAAACAUGAGUACGGACAAGGAGAGUUAUCUCAACGUCAGCUAGAACUAGAGUACAUAAGACUAAAAGAAUGGAUCUUCUUAGAGUCAAAGCUCAAAAGUACCUUCAGCCAUCAAGAAAAAGAUGCUCAGUCUCAACUUUAUUCCAUGUGGCAAGAGAAUGAAAAGUUACGAAGGGACUUAGUAGAGCUGCAGUUAGAGCUUGAUGAAAGGAAGAAGUUGGAAGAGCUGGAUGCACAGCUUCAGCUUCAGGAAUUACUAGCUGCACUGUCAGAAGGUGAACAGCUUCUUGGUGAAAUAGACAGCCUAACAAGACAUCGAUCUCAUAAGGUUUCCAAUUUUUCAAAAGAAAUGGAUACACUAGCAAAACUGACUGACACAGAAGUCAAAGAACAGGGAAGAUGUCAAGAACUAUUGGCUGCUGCAUCAACACUUGGAACACAGGAACGAAGCUUAAAGGCGCACAUGAUACAGCAGACCAGUCCAUUAAUACACUCAUCUGAUGAACACAGUCUAUAGAUAUAC
Molecule: messenger RNA, 2110 nt
Organism: Actinia tenebrosa (Australian red waratah sea anemone)
Lineage: Eukaryota; Metazoa; Cnidaria; Anthozoa; Actiniaria; Actiniidae
Biological process (GO): spindle assembly; centrosome cycle
Cellular component (GO): cytoplasm; nuclear microtubule; centrosome
Molecular function (GO): microtubule binding
Source: RefSeq, a predicted model, not a curated record